CAAAAUGUCCUCGCUGAUCUGUCAGGGAAGCCAAGAACAAAGAAUCUUAUUGAAACGAAUUCUAACACCAUUCAUAGUGCAAUCAAACAGUGGAUUAGUCGGAAAUAAUCGGUUACGGUCGAUCAAACGAUUUCAAUUUUUGAACUCAUUUGAAGCAUUUUUUGAAUUUUUGGCAACCUCUGGCGCCACACCGGCCAUUGUACGGUCGUAUUGCCACCAAAAAGAUGGCCGACAUUUGUUUUUGCGAUUACCCCGUAAAAAUGUGGUAUUUUACAAUGAAUACAUAGAAAAUCAGUGUAUCUUUUAAUGAAAAUAAAUAAUUGUGACCUUAAUACAGUGAUGAAGUGUCAAAAUAGUGGCUAACGUUGAACGAAGUUGCAAAAUCUUGCUUGUUUGCAAACUCCCUUUGGCGUGCUGGGCUUACCUUAAGUUUUCUCAAACUUCGAUCAAUUGCAAUGUAUCCGUGCUACGUUCGAUCAAUUGUAAAACGCUUCCGAAUACAAUAAGUACCAUCUCAUAAUAGCGGAUACGAUAUUUUGUGCUUUAGCAAUUAGUUUUACCUUUUUAAAUCAGUAACCAAAGUCCCGUUUCGUUACUUGGUUAGGUUAGGUUAGAUUGGUGUGUUCAGUGAUUGGUAUGACGCUAAAAUCAUUUUCCCCGUAUUAUUCGGGGGUAAUUUUACCGCAAUGUGCUCCGUGAACAGUUUAAUAAACUCUUGAUUAUACCUAAGUAAAACAAAACAAUGGCGACCCCAGAAUUCGACGUGGAAUUAUUUGAAAAGAGGCUCCAGUCUCUCAAAGAUUCUCAGGAGUCAAUACAAGCUCUUUCCUCAUGGUGCCUCGAGAGGCGGCCUCAUCACAAAAAAAUCGUAGCUACCUGGUUGCAAGUCCUCAAAAAAGUUAAGGUUGAACAUCGUCUAACGUUAUUCUACCUGGCAAAUGACGUGAUUCAAUAUUCAAAGCGUAAAAAUUACGAGUUUGUUGAGUCUUGGGGUACAACGUUACAACGAGCUACCACAAUGGUUAGAGAUGAGAAAGUAAAACACAGGAUUUUAAGAAUCUUCAAAAUAUGGGACCAACGUCAAGUUUACGAUGAAGAAUUCCUCGCUGAUUUGUCUGGUCUGCUAUCAGCCGCACCUAAAAAGAAACCAGAUCCUCAGCCCACUAUUGCCAGUGAUGAAUUUCAGGCGAGUCUCUUGAUCUCAACUAUGAGAUCCUGCGCUACUCUUGAGCAAGCUACAGAUGCUAGAUUGCAAGAUUUGAGAGACAGCAACACGGAUAUUGAUAAUGCGGAAGAAUUGUGUGCAUCGUUAAAAGAUAGAAGGCAUGUUGAAGAUGCCGAGAAAGAUGUGGAUAUCGCAGUAAGGAAUAUCGAAAAUUAUGUGUCAGCAUUAGAGGCUGAAAUUCGGGAAAGAACACAGGUUCUAGACCUACUCGAACAGGCUGAUCAGUUCUACGAAACUCAACGUGGGGAGGUCAAAAUUGUUACUAAUGCAUACAGAAACUUUGGUAGCCGAGUUAAAAAUCUCAAGAAGAAGUUGGAUGAAUUAUUACCAACUCUAGUCUCACCGAUUCCAUCACCAGACAUCAAUGCUCCAAGUCCGAGUCCAGACAGCGACAUUGAGCUUCCCGGUGAUGAUCAUCUUGGUAUGAACCAAUCGUCCAUCAUAGAUAUUCCACCGCCAUCGAUGUACGGUUCCUAUAGACAAGAUUACGAGCCUAUGCCGGUACCAGCACCUGACCAAUCUCAUGGAAAUAUGCCGGGUGAUUUUACUGGCAAUUUCAGUUCUUUUAUGGGAGGAAAUGUCGAGUUUGAUAUGCGCAAUAUAUUUAAUGACAGAUCAGCAACUCCGACUGGAAUGAGUCAGUACAAUGAUUCUCUCGAGGCAAAACCAAUUGAAGUGAUAAAUAUGCGUCCUUCAAAAACCGAAGGAAAGGCUGAUGGAUUCAACAUUUCAAGUUUUUUAAAAUCGGUUCUCCCUUCAUCAGAGAUAGCUACUAAUAAUUCCAACAUUCCUGGUCUCGGCUUAGACGGUUCAGGUCCACCAAUGAAAUCUCCUCCGCCUGGGGACUACAGACAUUCAUCUCCCCUUCGUCAGCACUUGGGCACUCCAGUAAACUCGAGACAAAUUAAUGUGCAAAAUACACCUCUUGGCAAUCUAAGUAACUGUCAGCUACCACACAGUACGCCCUUAUCCGGAGUCAGAAGUUUAACCAUUGAUUCACACACCCCUUCGCCAUACUCAAGCCAAAAUAGUCAAGGGAACAAUACCAGUAUGAACUUGGCUUUUGACAGCACCGGAAACUCUGUCAAUCCUUUACCACCUCCGCCAAUGCCACCGCCUAUUUUUCUAGAUGAUGAAAAUUGCUACAAUAAACUACCUCCUAAAUUUCCUACAUGGUCGUCGGGGAAUGAAUUGAACAAGGAGCCAUUGGGUUGGGAUGACAAAGGAUUUUAUGAAGAUGCUACUGCUUUAAAUGCUUCAGAUAAUAAUAGCAUGAAUCCAAUUUGGCCAGCAGACAACGGUGACAAUCGAUCUAAAUCAAAAGCAGGAUGGCUAGAGGAUCUUGGAAACGACCAUUGGGAUUCUGGUAACGAUGUUUGGCCGAACGCAAGAUCGAAAAACAUCAUGUUAGAAACACCAGAAUCUCCUCCACUGUUUGAAAAGGCAGGUUUCAUAGAUCCUAUAGAAUAUGACGACUCACAGCCUCAAGAGCCUCUACUCAGCAGCUCUGGAGACGUAGAUCACAGGGUUAUACCUAUGCCAAUGGUUGUGGAAAAUCAGUUGCCACAUCGCCUCAUGAAAACCGCAGAUGUUGAUCACCGUAAUCUCAUCAGCCUCACUGGCAGUCCUGCCAAUCACAACAAUCCUACUGAUCAAGCCCUAUCUGUGACAGGCAACCCGAAUUGGCCACAGACUGACCAGGAUUACAGGCAACAGAUGCAGCCAGGGGAUAUUGUCGAGAGCGUCGACAUGGAAAUGUCUGACGACGAAGUAGAUGGAAAGCCAAAAGGUGGUAGAGUUCUAGUGGAUCUUCGACAGCAGGACAGAGAUUCCCGAGCCUUGUUGCCGCCGCCAAGCCAUCAUCUGGAUAUGGAUAUGCGUAGGAUUCCCCUUCCUGGUGGGCAGUUGCCACCGCAAAGUCCGUUACUUCAAACUCCCAAUUCUCAUGGUAUCCAUCAAAAUCAGUCGCAGUUUCAUCACAAUCAACCAGAUUUUCGAGGAAAUCAUCAAAUGAAUUUCCGACAAAAUCAUCCAGAUUUUCAUCCAAAUCAACCAAAUUUCCAUCAAAAUCCUCCAGUAGAGUUUCGCCAUAAUGAGCCUAAUGUUCGUCCUAAUCAGCCAAAUUUUCAUCAAAAUCAGCAGGAAUUCUACCAAAAUCAGCAACAAGAGUUCCGCCAGAAUCAACAACAGCAAGAAUUUCGCCAGAAUCAACAGCAACAGCCGGAAUUUGAAUUUCAAGAAAAUCAAAACGCCAGACGGCGGAUUAGUCAAGAAUUUCAAGGCGAGCCACCUCAGUGUCCAAGAUUCCCAAUUCCCGUGGAUCAUCACCAACGUGAAUCUCCGAAUUUUCUGAGAAACGAACGAGGCAGGGGCCGCGGCUUUCCUCGGAACAGGAGAGACAGAUUUUCCGAGGAUCAUAACCAGCAAAGAAAUCUCAAUCAAAUCAAUAACCGAAGACCCAGACAUUUGGAAAAUCAAAAAUCACCGACGGAACUGCUCCCCAAUAAUCGACCCUUGCUUUUGAGACCCCCAGACACUGUAGUCGUUCUAGAUGAUGACGGAACGCCAAUUUCCAUACCAACGGAUAACGAAAGUGAUCAGGUGCAGUCCAACUCCCAAGAAAGACCGCACGAAGACCUAAACCAAAAUCAAGAGAUUCAGUCCAAUCAGGAUAGCGAAACGUCUGCGCCGAUUCCAGACGAAGAAGAAUCACCUGAGAAGACUUCGGAUCGGGUCAUAGAACAGGAGUUAAUUCCUGAACGAGAAACUAGUAUUCCUCCAAACACCGAAGAGAAAGAAGAAGAUACGGCACAGGAAACACUAUCUUCUGAGAUAGCUACCGAAGUCCUGCAGCCACCCCAGCAGGAAACAGAAAAAUCUGAUCAAGAUGAACCUCUAAAAGAACCGCCAACCCAAAAUGUCGAACAACCUAGACAGUUGUCGGAACAGUUAGAAGCGCUAAUGAACUCUAAUAGUAAACAAACUAAUAACAAUCUCAAGCGACAAUCUGAAAAUGGUAACUAUCUUGAUCAACAAGAAGAAGGUACGCCUGUUAAAAAACGGACACUUUUACCCAACGGUCCACCUAUAAGCCACCUUACCGGAGGACCACUUAUACCUAAUGCUCCUCUACUUGGACCAAAUGGAACUCUGAUGACAUCUAGUACCCCUAUCGAGCUCCAUCCUGUCGUUGUUUAUGAGUACGAUAACGCAAAUUCAGGAUUUAGGCCACGUGGUGGCGGCAACGUUGGCCCACAAGCAUCUUCUUUUUCACCGUGGCGAGGAAGCGGACCUCCAAGAGGUAGGGGUGGAUUCAGAGGAGGUCCCCGACCUGCAUGGACCGACAGGGGGGCCAGAGGCGGAGGUCCGAGAGGUACAAAACGAGGAGGUGGUCAAUUUCGAGGAGGUUUUAGAGGUCGAGGUCGGGGUAAUAAUUGGUAGGAUUACGAUCGCUAUCACUAUUUCAAUAACAAGAACUAGUGAGAUAAGAUUCUGACUCGAUCAUCGAUUUGGUAAAAGUAGGUAAAAACUAUUUAGGCUCUUUUGCUUUUUCUUUACUAUUUUUUUUCUUUAUUAGGAUAGACGGAGUUUAAGAGAAACUUGUGUUGAUGCAUUGGAAGGUCGAUGAAAAGUGUGUGAUGAUAUGUAUCUUCUUUUAUUUUUUGGAAAAAAACUGUUUAAAAAAAAUGAGAUGAAGGUCGAAAAACAAGAAAGAAAAGAAAUUAAACUAAAUUGUUCUCGGUAUAGUCUGCUGAUAUAGUCUAGUGGGUUGUGUAACUGACAUACUACUGGGUGUUUAAUGUACAUAUUUAAUUAAUAAUAUUUAUCAUACCGUGUAUUGAUUUAUUUCUUAUGUCGUAUAUUUGAUGUGUAUAAACGCCGUGCUGCAAGAAACUUUUUCUUUCUCGAUGAACGCAUUCUACGAGAAUUCGUUCAAAACUGAAAAUGAUAUAGGAGAUUGAGGUAGUCUUGCAACGCGGUUAUCGACUAGUUAUUUCGCACUGGUUUAACAAACUAUUUCUUGGAUACAUGAAGAAGAAAACAAUAAUAACGAAAGGUCAUACGUGGGUAGCUAGUUGGGCUUGUGUCUAAAAAGUCUGGCGUUCUUCAAUCUUAACGGAUUAAUAGUAAUAAUUUUUAAUGAGAGAUAAAGAAAUAUGACGGGCAGGAGCUCUUGAAAAGAAAUUUUUAGUUAAACGAAUUAAAAUCACUCGAUAGUAUGUAGAUUAUCGCUUACGAAAAAUCUUGUAGCAAUUCUGUUGCAGAAUUAGAAUUAAAAACAAAAAAAAACAAACUUGAAAUAAAAAGUUAAUUUACAGUUUACCUUAUAAUAGAAACUUACAUCGUUUCUAUAUCAAUGUGGUUCCAACAGCAGUCAAUCGCUUUGGUAAAUUAUUGAAUAUGAGUGAUGAAAUUCUUAUGCAUUUAUAAAGUAUGAAUUUUAUCUUACCCAUUUCAAUCUCGAAACAUGUUAUAUAAAUAUAUAUAUACAUACAUAUAUAUAAUUUCAUGUAUUAAUAAAUACAACAUUUACGUUUUCACCAUUUCACAUGUGCAUUUCCCCUGCUUCUCUGAAAUGCAUUAAAAUAUAUACAUCUACAAAAAAAAAAGUCGAAAAGCGAAUAUAAAAAAUGAAUUGAAUAAUGAAUAUUCUAUCAACGUUCGUUUACGCUAGGGAGUAUGUGCGAUAGGAAACCAUUUUUCAAAUUCAGAAAUAAAAUUUCACCUGAAAAAGAAUGAACAAAUUCAAAAACGUUCGGAAACCCUGUCGCGUUCGUUCCGCGCAUGCGGUUUCACGUCGGCACCGUAUAUAUUCGGUCUGAACUUUAUUAUCGAAUUUUUACGUUUACUUGAAAUUCAAAAAUAUUUUUUUUGGGUUUUUUUUUUCUCGCUAUUUUUCUUCUACAUUUUGUGAUAAGAAUAAGUUCUGUCGCUUGUUCGAUUAAAUAAAUUUCGAGGUGAAAUUCAAUUUUAAUCGCGAAAUUUUGAAGCGCAUUUUACAAAAAAAUAAAUAAAUAAAGAGGACGUCAAAGAUAUAUCAUCAUAUUCAUCAAAGAAAAUACUGUAUGGAGGUCGGAAUGAACUUUGGAUGUAGGAAAACUAGAUGUGCGUUAUAAUUUUUCGCUUUUUUUAUUUUAUUUCAAAUUCGUGCAGUCAGUUUUUAUUCCGCCCGUGUUUGUUAUAUCAUUAUUACUAUUAUGAUAGUCAUUAUCAGGAAGAGUAGAAAAAAUUUUUUCGACAAGCGACGGAAUUUUAUUUGUAGGUACUCGUAGGUAUUAAAAUUCAAAACUUAGAAAAAUAUAUUAAGAUUCUCCCUUCACCCCCCCCCUAUGUACCAUAUAUCUAUACAUAUAUAAAUAUGAGAAACUCUUAGAUUUAAUAAGUUGUUUAAUAAAAUUUGAAAACAAAAACCAAAAAA
Messenger RNA from Athalia rosae (coleseed sawfly), 6644 nucleotides. RefSeq lists its product as uncharacterized. The transcript is spliced from 9 exons. The record is from RefSeq and is a predicted model, not a curated record. Gene Ontology annotation, biological process: mRNA 3'-end processing. Gene Ontology annotation, molecular function: RNA polymerase II complex binding. The coding region runs from base 743 to 4666 and encodes 1307 amino acids. Gene Ontology annotation, cellular component: RNA polymerase II, holoenzyme. Lineage: Eukaryota; Metazoa; Arthropoda; Insecta; Hymenoptera; Athaliidae.